This is a messenger RNA of Echinococcus granulosus, 549 nucleotides long. RefSeq lists its product as hypothetical. The record is from RefSeq and is a predicted model, not a curated record. The transcript is spliced from 4 exons. Lineage: Eukaryota; Metazoa; Platyhelminthes; Cestoda; Cyclophyllidea; Taeniidae. Bases 1 to 549 code for a protein of 182 amino acids.
AUGUCCAAGAUUUGUUGUUUUCUCCUCAGACCAGAUGGAAGACAGCAGACCGGAGAGAUGGUUCUGCGAGUUGUUGAAGAUCUGCUCAAGCGUACUGUGUGGGUACAAUUGAAGCAAAAUGCUUCCAGUGCGGAUAACUAUGCGACCAUUUUUGCCGUCGGCGGCAUGAUGCACAAAUACACCGAAUCUGUCACGUUCUCCUCUGACCUUGUUCUAUCGCCUUGCCUCACGUCUGAGCCCACAUUCAAUGCCAUAGCUCGUCGCUAUAAUGUCAAAUGUAGUGGUGAACUCUUUCACCGCAGCAGGCAUUCUCGAAGUAGGAAUGUGAGGGACUCCAUCUCCAGCAAGGAGCCGCGCCGGCGCGGGGUUUGUUGUGCCUGGGGCCACAUAGUCACGGAGCGUUUAGUCAAUCCCGAUGCUGUCAUGCAACAAUUGCACGACCUCUUCCUCAAGAAGACUGGCACUCCCGACGUCGAACUGACCUCCUUGUUGAUCGUUUCCUGGGUUAUUGGAAAUCCCACAUGCUCCAAAAUAUACCUGCCUGAAUAA